Molecule: messenger RNA, 1554 nt
Organism: Culicoides brevitarsis
Lineage: Eukaryota; Metazoa; Arthropoda; Insecta; Diptera; Ceratopogonidae
Product: dipeptidase 3
Exons: 3
Coding region: 128-1456 (442 amino acids)
Biological process (GO): proteolysis
Molecular function (GO): metallodipeptidase activity
Source: RefSeq, a predicted model, not a curated record
AGGAUAAUGAACAACAAGUUUCCCUUUGUGCAAGUGAAAAAUCACUAAAAUCCCGAAAAACGUUCGAAUUUUUGCAUUUUCUCGACUUUUUCAUCGACCUUCAGCUUCUUUGUAGCACGCAACAAUCAUGAAUUCCGUGCCAAAUCACGAAUUUCUCGAAAUGAAGGAGAAUUACUUGCAUCAGGCGCACUGCAAACAACAAUGUUUCGUAUUUACAGACAUCUCGGAACUGGAUCUGCCCGAAAUCACAAAAUUUCCCAUUGAAAAGAUGAAAAAUGGCAGUGUCCAUUCGCUGCACUCGUUUCAGAGCAAGAAAUGUGAUACUCCGGUGCCGCCCGAACGCAAAUCUCGCACCCGAAAGAUUAUCGCCAUUUUUGGCGUGUUGAUGUUACUGCUUGUCGUAAUUGCGAUAAUUCCAUUGACGCUUCAGCUGCGAACGUCGUCGUUGUUGGAAGCGAGACUCGCGUUUAUUCGGAGACUUUUGAACGAAGCGCCGCUCGUCGAAGGUUAUUGGAAUCCCAAUAUGGAGGGAAAUUUCACACAAAGUUACGAGGAGGUUAAGGAAAAUAUGGUUGGAGCGAUUUUGUGGCCUAUUAAAGUGCCGUGUGGCGCCCAACAUUUGGAUGCGGUGCAAUUAGCGCUUGAAGGCAUCGAUUUGGCACGACGUACUGUGAGUAAUAACUUUGGCAUGAGAAUUGUCGAAAGUGCGGACGAAAUGGAUGUCGCACAUGCUGAUGGAAUGGUUUCUGUACUUUUGGGACUCGAAGGACAUUCGUUGGGAAGCUCUUUGGGCGUUUUACGGUCAUUUUAUUCGCUUGGCGCGCGAUUUGCUUCGUUGACAGCUCUUUCGUGUACAACUCCAUGGGCUGGAAGUGCAUUUGCAAAUUCCGAUCAUUUCGUCGAAGAAUCAGCUCCCACGAGUCUCACAGAGUUCGGAGAAACGAUGCUGCACGAGAUGAAUCGUCUUGGAAUGGUUGCUGAAAUCUCCCGUUUGUCCGAACCAGCGAUGAUGGUUGCUCUAAACACUGCUAAAGCUCCCUUAUUGCUCUCAAACGCCUCGCCGCAGGGUGUUUGCAAUGCCACAGCUUCCAUUCCCGAUCACAUAAUGAGCGCCAUGUCCCAAAACGGAGGCAUCAUGAUGUUAAAUGUCGAAAAAUGCGGCGAUAAACUUUUGACAGUGAAGGAAGCCAUUCACAUGAUCAACUAUGUGAGAGCAAUCGCCGGAAUAGAUCAUGUUGGACUGAGUAGCGCUCCGAAAAUUUAUCCAAUGUUGCUCGCAGAACUUGCUCGAGAUCGACUUUGGGGCAAUAUUGCGAUUAAAAAGCUCGUUGGAGGCAAUAUUGUUCGUGUGCUGAGAGAUGUCGAUAACGCUAAACACAAAAUCUCGUUGAGAGAAGAUUGGAUUCCUAAUGAUGACAUCGAGUUGUCUUCUUAUUGUCGUUAUCCCGAAAUGUAAUUUCGCAGUAUUUUCUAAUUAUUUUCGUUAAGAAUUUAGAAUUUAAUGUAUAAAGAAAGGUAGAAAAUUGUAGAAAAAUUUCUCUGAGAGAAUAAAGA